Messenger RNA from Papilio machaon (common yellow swallowtail), 5410 nucleotides. It is a transcript of the gene if, whose product is annotated as integrin alpha-PS2. Gene Ontology annotation, cellular component: integrin complex; external side of plasma membrane. Lineage: Eukaryota; Metazoa; Arthropoda; Insecta; Lepidoptera; Papilionidae. Bases 179 to 4687 code for a protein of 1502 amino acids. Gene Ontology annotation, biological process: cell adhesion mediated by integrin; cell-cell adhesion; integrin-mediated signaling pathway. The transcript is spliced from 26 exons. Gene Ontology annotation, molecular function: integrin binding. The record is from RefSeq and is a predicted model, not a curated record.
GGGCCAGUGUCGAACCGACCGUCGAGAGGAGUAGAUAUAUCGUCGGUCGCCAACGCACGACUACGAACUCGUAACAACUCGCCGAACGAAUCAUGAGGACCAAUUGUAAAAAAAAUAUUUAAUUAAAUAGUGUUUUUUUUCUGUGUUGUGCUGUGACUUCAAAGCUUAUUUUUUGACAAUGGCCAUGUUUUUGUGUGUAUUUUUAUACGCGUGGACCCUAGUCCUAGGGUUCAAUGUGGACAUCCCCUCGAAUGUGGUGUACAGGGGUAACUACAAGUCUAUGUUCGGAUUCACGGUCCAGGCUCACGUGGACGGCAACCGAAAAACGAUCCUGGUGGGUGCGCCGGAGGACGACCCGUUCCGGCUGGCGGGGGUAUCGCGUCCGGGCGCUGUGUACCGCUGCGACCCCUCGCGCCGCACAGCGCAGCCCUCGCUGGCCCCCUGCUCCAUCAUGGACUUUGAUAAGAAUAAAGGAAACAAUGUGGAUACGCAACAUCGACAGAUUGAUCAGAAAUCGAACCAGUGGUUUGGAGCGACUUUGUCCAGUACUGGACGGAACGGACCUAUUGUGGCUUGCGCACCGCGCUACGUGUCGUUCGUGUCUGCUAAGCUGAACCAGCGUAAUCCUGUCGGUUCCUGCUUCGUCGCCAAGACUCCCGACGCCAUCGACGUAACGGAAUACUCACCUUGCAGAAAUUGGCACGGCUCGCAGGACGAGGCAAGUCACGGACAGCGCAAGACAGGCGUGUGCCAAGCCGGUUUCUCCGCCGCUUUGUCAAAGGAUGGCGAAAGACUGUUUAUGGGAGCGCCUGGUACAUUUUAUUGGCAAGGAAGAACGAUAUCAAUAGACACUAGCGCAAGGUUCGACUACUUUAUGCCGAAGGAAGGUCAACUCAAAGUUCAGAUGAUCAACGGCAAGAGGAGUCUCAUCGCUACCCAAGAAGCCAACUCCAGUUACGAUGACUCAUACAUGGGCUACUCUGUGACUGUAGGAGAUUUCGCCGCACAAGGCGAGCAAGCAGUCGCCGUCGGGGUGCCUAGAGGGGCUGAUUUGAAGGGAUUGGUUGUACUUUACACGUGGGAUUUGGUGAAUAUCAAGAACAUCACGGGCUCUCAAAUCGGCGCUUACUUCGGCUACUGCCUGGCCACCGGCGACAUCGAUGGUGAUGGCACUGAUGACGUCAUCGUCGGCGCUCCAAUGUUCACUAAGCCCAAGUCUAGUGGCUACGAACAUGGGAGAAUAUACGUCAUCUAUCAAGGAAAGGAUAGGUCAUUUGUAAAGAACCACGCGCGGACAGGAGAAGUCUCGAGGGGCAGGUUUGGAUUGGCCAUCACAUCACUUGGAGAUAUAAACUACGAUGGAUUUGGAGACAUAGCAGUGGGUGCUCCUUACGGCGGCGAGAACGGCAAGGGUGUGGUGUACAUAUACCACGGCGGCGAGAGCGGCAUCGCGGAGAAGUACUCGCAGGCUAUCACCGCCGAGGAGAUCAGCCCCUCUCUCAGCACCUUCGGAUUCUCGUUGUCCGGUGGAGUUGACCUCGAUGACAAUCACUACACUGACCUGGCCGUUGGUGCUUACAAAUCUGACAGCGUUGUGUUUCUAAAAUCCCGUCCCGUGGUGAAGGUGAUGGCUGCGGUGAAGUUCACUGGAGCCACCAAGCUGAUCUCUAUGUCUGAGAAGAACUGCCGACUGACGAAUGGCACGCAGGUCUCCUGCGCACAUCUCAUGUACUGCCUCUCUUACAAUGGGAUCAACGUCGACCAGCAAAUAGAUUUCGAGGUGACCCUGGACUUGGACUCCCGUCAGAAGAGCAGCAAGCGUAUGUUCGUGUUCGACACGCGGCAGAGCUCUUAUACUACGCACAUCCUGCUCACCAAAGGACAAGAGGAGUGCCGUGAAAUGGAGGUCUACCUUGACGAGGAUAUCCGCGACAAGCUGAGCCCCAUCGAGGUGAAGAUGAGCUACGAGCUGGUGACGCAGCCAUCGGGCGAGGUGGUGCCGCCCGUGCUCGACCGCACCAAGAGCAUCGUUCAAACGGAUUCACUCAAUAUACAGAAGAAUUGCGGCCCCGAUAACAUCUGCAUACCAGAUCUCAGCAUGGCUGCUUCUACGCAACAAACGAACUUCGUUCUGGGCACUGGUGAGAAUUUGAACAUCGACGUGAAGAUCUACAACUACGCGGAGGACGCGUACGAGGCGGCGUACUACCUGCAGCUGCCGGCCGGCGUCAACUACACUCGCAUGGAGCGCCUCGACAAGGAGACCGCCGACGCCACCACCGUCUACUGCACCGUCAAGAACAGGGACGGACACAACGUGCUCAAGUGCGAACUCGGCAACCCAAUGGCCAGCGACCAAAAGCUGAACUUCCGCGUGGUGCUGGAGGUGGACUCGCAGGUGAACGACUUGACGUUCGACAUGGAGGUGAACUCUACCAACCCCGAGCCGCCGGAGAGUCGCAAGGACAACAAGAUGCGUUUGGCCAUCGGCGUCGUCGUCAAAGCUGAUCUAUCCAUCAUCGGCACAUCGGACCCACCGGAGCUGCAUUACAAUGCGUCCCUGUACGAUGCCAUAAAUCCUAAGAACGACUCUGCGCUGGGCCCUCAGAUCAUAUACAAGUACAACAUCAAGAACGAGGGGCCCUUCGCCGUCGACGAAGCGGACAUCUACAUUAUGUGGCCUUACCAGACACUCACAGGCGAGAACCUGAUGUACAUGUUGGUGCAGCCGCAGAGCCUGGGCGAGCUGGUGUGCGAUGUGGCGCGCCAGGUCAACCCCGCCAACCUGCAGGUCGCCAAUCCCUACGCCUACAUGCUCACAAAGGAGAAGGAAGCUAUGUUGAGUAGCGGCAUGUACGCCGCGGCCCAACUCUCCGGAGGAAGCGGAUACUACGGACAACAAUUCUGGGAACAACAAACUUUUACAAAUGAGAACUCUCAGAGCGGUAAAGUGUCCGGCGGCGUAUCGGGCGGACAAGUGUACGGCGGCCAGGCUACCGGGGGACACUUCGCCAGCGGCGGAGCUGCCACUGGACAGUACGAAGGCGGACAGGUUUACAACACACAAUACGGCAGCGGACACGUCGCCAGCGGCGGCUAUGGCGGUGGACAGACGUCCGGUACGCAGUACGGAAGCGGACAAGGCGGUAGGCAGUUCAAUGCCGGCGCUGCGAGCAACAACGGAGGAACAUACUUUUACAACAAGACAUGGACCAGCGGCAACGACUUCGGGGAGGACUUGACGGCGGAACAACAGGAACAAAUAAGGAAAGCUUUGCUAGUGGCGGCCACCAAUCCCAACUACCAAGGUUCCGUUGAAAGGAAAUUCACCGAAGGCAGUUAUAGUCAAGGUGGCAGCGUCCAGGGUCAGGGUUCAUACGGCCAAGGUAGUAGAGUAAACUAUGGACAGGGUCAAGGAUCCUUCAUCCAAGGAGGUCAAGUCCAACAACAAGGAGGCUUCGAAGGCAGACAACAAAGUGGCUACAGCAAUGGCUACGCGACGCAUGGCUUCGCGCAAGGAGGUCAGGGUCAAGGCGCGGUGGACAAUGGCGGCGUGUAUGGCCAGGGCGGACAAGUGGUGCGAGUUAGAAACAAGACGAUAGUUUACGAUCAAAAUCAUAACAUAGUAUCUCAGACUGAAACGAGUACAGAAUAUGGAUCCUUGGGACACGAAGGUGAAGCUGGCAGUUCUUUUAAUACGUACGUGAACAGUCAAGCGGGCAAUCAAAACCGAGGAUCCGGGCAGAGCUUUGUGCACGGCUCAUGGUCCACGACGGAGACGGUCAACCCUGAUCUCUUCAAGGCCGGCUCCAGCAAGUUCCGGGGACAGUUCAGCGUCACUGUAGUGGGCGAUGAGGACGAAGACGAGAUCGGCGGCUUCGGAGCGUACGCUGCGAGCAAUCCUAACAACGAAUUUAGAUUCGGUAUCGCCGAUGUUUCUGGAAGUCAAGGAAACCAAGCGUCUGGAAGUGCGCAAAGCGGCUCCAGGGGUGUCUCUAACUCUGGUUACCAGGCGAGCUACGGGAAUGCUCAGAAUUCCGGAUACCAAGGCGGAGCUGGAUUCCAAGGAGGCAGUUAUCAGGGUGGAGGCGCGUACGCUGCAGGCGGCGGCAGCAGCUACUCAUAUUCUUCACAAUCAGGUGGCCAAAGCGGUUACAGCUCUCACUCGGGCGGCAGCUUCGGGACUCAAUCGCAACGUCGCGAGAGCACCAGGCGCCGUCGACAGGAUCAGGUGGAUCUGGAAUUAAAGGAGAUACUACAGAAGUGCGAGGAGAAGUACAAGUGCGAGGUGGUGCGGUGCCGCACCGGCCGGCUGGCGAAGGGGCAGGAAGUCUGGGUCGCCUUGAGGUCCAGGGUCAACGCCUCCGUCUUGAGUGAGAUGUCAGCGGAGCGCACGGUGGUGUUGUCGACGCUGGGCGCGGCGCGGGUGUCGCGGCUGGCGGGGGGGCGCGCGGGCGGGGCGGGGGCGUGGCGCACGGCGGAGGCGCGCGCCUCGCUCUCGCCGCAGCUGGAGGCGCUGCCGGGCGGCGGAGUGCCGCUCUGGCUGGUCGUGCUGGCCGCCGUGCUCGGCGCGCUGCUGCUGCUGCUGCUCAUCUAUGCACUCUACAAGUGCGGCUUCUUUAAGCGCAACCGUCCGUCGGACCACACCGAGCGGCAACCUCUGAACGGUCGCGACGAACAUCUUUGAUAUCCAACCACCGACCUGGGCGUGACGAGUGACACGCCCGGCACCGCCCGCUCCCAACACACCAUAGACACAGCGGACACGGCGGACACCGCGGAAACUGCCGACACGGCUGAUUCCGCCGACACGGUUGACUCCAGCUCGUCCAGUUCUUCGACUGACGCCGCCAGUGACGUCACCAGCCAAGACUCGUCCAGCGGAAGGUACUGACCACACGCUAAUCAUAAAAAAGUCCUUGUCUUUAAGUUUUAAAUCUAAAAGCCUUUAGCACUUAAAAUAUCUUGUUUGGCCUGAUUUUUUGUCACAACAAAGACUGUAGUGUCUAUCAAAAUAACGUUAUUUAUCAAUACUUGCUUGUGUCUAAUUAUGUAUAGUUUCUAGUAAUGUCAUUUAGGUAUGUCGCUGGUGAUGUCACUGCUUGUAAUGGUGUUAACACCGCACAUAGAUGGCAGACAAAGUGUAUAAUGUAAAAAAUCUUAGCUACAUCGUUGUAUACUUUUUGCAUACAUCUUUUUAAUAGAUACUUUGUCUCCCAGCUAUGUUUCUAGAUGUUUUAAUAAAGUGAUGAGAAAACUAGUUUUUAAGUUAAUAUGCAAUAAUUAGCUCCGCGAUUAUCUGCCAAUUGUAAAUAAUAUGUACAGUCACACACACUAGAGCCUCAUGAAAUAUUGUAAAAAAAAUGAUUAUUUUUUCCGCUGAGCCUUAGCUGUUUUUUUUAUUCGAAAA